Suillus plorans is the source of this 1037-nucleotide messenger RNA. RefSeq lists its product as uncharacterized. The transcript has a single exon. The record is from RefSeq and is a predicted model, not a curated record. Lineage: Eukaryota; Fungi; Basidiomycota; Agaricomycetes; Boletales; Suillaceae. The coding region runs from base 360 to 998 and encodes 212 amino acids.
UAAGUCAGACAACUUCUGCACUGUAAGAAUCCGGUCCUCACCCAGAAGCCAAUUUAUACAGGAGUUGCGUAUCGGAGAAUGCACUGAGAUCUUGCAGCGUUGCUCGUGAGCAGGUGUAUAUGUUGCAGAACAGCCCAUAGUAUUGAGAAGUUUAGACACACACUGGCAGUGCUCAGAUCACCAGCAAUGAGUGAGUUUUGGGUUGGAGUGGAGGAAGUUGGGCACUGCUUCAUUUAAGCCGUAUUUUAAGGUGCGUUACAUGCGUUAUCGCUUCACAGCUUGAUUGCUGUGGGCGAAGCGCACAGGUUUGCAGCUAGUGCCUCGUGGAUGAUCUUUGCACAUUUGAUGGAACUACUUCGAUGGCGACGAGAAAGUUCGACAGAAGGCCGCGUUCCCUCUCCAUUUCACGUGUUUUCUCCACCCUAUUUCGAAUCCGAUAUCGUCCCAUCUUGCAGCAUCCCGUCACUAGAUGUCGUAUUCUGAAAUCUGCCGGAGCUUUCCGCGCUCAUAUUCUCUCGACUCGACUCGUCCCUUCCUCAUGCUCUACCUGGCCCGGGGCAGUUGUCGCAAUAUCAAUCUCCGGUGGAUAUGUCUCCGAGCUCGACCCGCUACAAACAUCGCCGUGCGCGCUCGAUGAACUCGUAAGUAUGAUUGACAGCCCAAAGAAGCACGCGAGGAGAUGGGCGCUUGGCGCAGGCUGUGGUGAGCACGUGGAGCAUAGUCAAGCAGUGUCUGCUUUUCGCGCCGUCCGGGCCGCUCGCGUUAGGCGCCCCGCCAAUUUGCUACACCGUGUCGUUCAUAGUAUCACUAGUCCACACCCGUUCUGCCUUCGGCACAGGAAGCAAAAAAGAGUGCUUCGCACUCUUAUUUUUUUGCUUCCUGGCCUCAGCUUCAUCCUAAUAAUUCUGAAGGCUCCUGAUGAGCAUUGUUCCUUCGUCACAGGAAGCCAAGGAGGGCUGCCCCCUCCUUUGGCUUCCUGGCCUCAGGCUGCAUCCUAAUAAAUUGUGGAUUUUGAAAAAGAGGUACAUUUAUGAGCA